This is a messenger RNA of Stegostoma tigrinum, 1104 nucleotides long. RefSeq names its product gametocyte-specific factor 1-like. The transcript has 6 exons. The record is from RefSeq and is a predicted model, not a curated record. Bases 9 to 452 code for a protein of 147 amino acids. NCBI's taxonomy places the organism in Eukaryota, Metazoa, Chordata, Chondrichthyes, Orectolobiformes, Stegostomatidae.
AUGCAAGAAUGCCACAUUGCAAAGGGAGCAGCAAUUUGUACUGCACAAGACUGACGCUGAGUAUGAUGAAUUCCGACCAACUCUUAGUCUGUCCGUACGACCAGAACCACCGGAUCCGAAGCAGCCGUUUUCCUUACCACCUGGUGAAAUGUCGGGAAAAUCACCCUGAACUGGCAAACGUGAUUCAAAUCUGCCCGUUUAAUGCCAGGCACCGCAUCCGUAAACCUGAAUUUAAGCACCAUCUCCUCCACUGUGAGGAUGGCAAGCUGGCAGCAGAGGGUGGCAUGCAGAGAGCUGAAUUUACUUUUCCGGUUGUCUCAUCCAACUCCGCACCACAAACUGGUAACAGAGAGAGACUUUCCUGUGGAGAGAACUGGGAUGAUGAAGAGGAUGAAGCCUCAUCUCCUUUUGUCUUUGGUCAGAGUAAGUUUCUCAAUGGUAAGAAGAUGUAGAGAAGAAAGAACACAAGGAUGUGCUUCAUUUGAGCGACUGUGUGCAAGGCCUGAAAAAAUCUUAGAUAUACAUUUUUUAAAGGAAAUUCUACAUUUUGAUAACUUUUAUUUCUAAAAGUGAGAGUUUUAAUGUUUUACUCAAUUUUUGGAAAGAACUUUGAGAUGUUUACAGUUCAAGCAUAGUCUCUGGAGUAGGCCUUGAAACCCCUACCUCUUCAGUUAAGACUGCUCCCACUGAAUGUAGUCGGACAUAUUGUGGUUCAAAAGUUCCCCUGAACUGUAAUCUCUCACUGCCCAAGAUCAACAAAUCGUUGUGAAGCAGUGACAGUUCUUUAAUGGCACAUCAUGCUGUGUAGAUUGCAGAUCUGUUGUCCUUGUAUUUCCCAUUUUGAUAUUUUUUAAACCAUCUCUUCACUCUGGAUUUGUACAAAUCCAAUCUAACAAAUGACAUUGAUGUUUUAAAAUUAAAGUAUUGAUACUGGAAGUUUGUGGGGUUUUUGCUUGAACAAAACAAAACUGAGGCAGGUUUUAAGUGAGCAGGAACACUUUUUUUUUGUCCAACUUCAUCACAUCUGGAAGAGUUUGAAGUGUUUCAUAGCCAUAUAGUUCAAAACUACUGUCAGACAGCACAUGGAUUGCAUGGAGUCUGACA